AUGGACUUCCCUGUCUUCAGCUCCCGAUCGUCCGUCGGAGGUGCGACCUGCCAAGGAAACGUGGCACACGCUCACUUUCAGCGCGCCUCGACUGCCCCGGGAGGGAAAGCGCGCCGACCGGUGGCGCUCUGCCAAGCCCGACGGAAUCCAAUCACCGGCUGUGUGAACCGUUCAUCGGAGCUUAUCAGAAGCCGCCAAGACAGACUGAAUGGUUCAAGCGGGGCCAUCCUCAGAGUGACGGUGCUUAAUGCAUGUCAACCCCCUCGACAGACUUUGCCGAGCCCAAGCCUGAUCGGCUUGUCACCAACAAGCUCGUGGGAGGGUCCAUCGAUGGUCUGGAGUCCAACCGAUUCGGACGAGGCUCCUGACCUCCCCGGAGGACUGGCGAGAGGCUCGAUUCAGUUCCCAGGGCCUCCUCGAUAUGGUCAAAAUAUGGGGAAGGAGGGUGUCGCGAUGCUGAUAUUCCGCUGGCUGAGAGCCAAGGCGACUGGUAUUGCCGAUACCACUGAGGCUCUGACUCGGGUCGUGAUUUGA
Messenger RNA from Penicillium oxalicum, 534 nucleotides. RefSeq lists its product as uncharacterized. Bases 1 to 534 code for a protein of 177 amino acids. Lineage: Eukaryota; Fungi; Ascomycota; Eurotiomycetes; Eurotiales; Aspergillaceae. The transcript is spliced from 2 exons. The record is from RefSeq and is a predicted model, not a curated record.